Anguilla rostrata (American eel) is the source of this 3183-nucleotide messenger RNA. It is a transcript of the gene ninj1, whose product is annotated as ninjurin 1. NCBI's taxonomy places the organism in Eukaryota, Metazoa, Chordata, Actinopteri, Anguilliformes, Anguillidae. The coding region runs from base 137 to 574 and encodes 145 amino acids. The transcript has 4 exons. Gene Ontology annotation, biological process: tissue regeneration; cell adhesion. The record is from RefSeq and is a predicted model, not a curated record. Gene Ontology annotation, cellular component: membrane.
CGGGGGCGGAGAGUGGGAACUAAUCAUUCUUAACCGCGCGACUAUCCCCCUACACAGUAGAAAAUUCAUUCCUACAUUUUGACUAAGAUUGAAAGGACAUUUCGCCGUUAUCAGCUGUCUUUGCUGCCUGGUAGAGAUGGCUACGGAAAGCAUGGAAAUGAAUGGAGGAGCAGACAGAAACAGUGGUGGAGAGGCACCUCGCCCAGGGCGUUGGAGGCAGAGACCCGGUCCGCUUAACAUGAACCACUACGCCAAUAAGAAGAGUGCAGCAGAGAGCAUGCUGGACAUCGCCCUGCUCAUGGCCAACGCCUCCCAGCUGAAGGCCGUGCUGGAUCAGGGCCCCCAGUUCAGCUUCUACAGCGCCAUGGUCUCGCUCAUCAGCCUCAGCAUCAUCCUGCAGGUCAUCGUGGGCAUUCUCCUCAUCUUCAUCGUGAAGUGGAACCUAAAUGACGAGAGCAAACACUUCAAACUGAACGUGCUGGAAAACAUCGCCACAGGUUUCGUCUUCAUCAUCGUGGUCAUAAACGUCUUCAUCACGGCUUUUGGCGUCCAGCGGCCUAACCAAAGCGCCUAAGAGCGGAGCUGGGGGCGGCCCUUCGAUCCUCAGAUCCCCAUUGUUCUGCACCUAACAUGAGAGAGGGAUCUGAGCAGCCAAAGAUGGACGUUUAUGGGUCACCAUGAGCAGGGGCAGACAAACAACAAGCUGUCAAUUCCUUUUUGACACAGAGAUGGGACCAUUUCAUACACUAGCCUUUGCCCAGAGUAAAGGCCUUCCUGUAUCCAGAACUGAAGCUUUCCUCUAACCUGGGAUACAGACACAGAGCAUCGGUUUGCAACCAUCAUAUCAAAAUCACUUUUCACAUACAACACUGGAUAUUGAAGCCAAAUAUACGGGGGUUCCUUUACACAGGCUUUGAUGCCAUAAGCAUACAUUUACUAAGAGUUUGUUUGAAGAGGCUGUAUGAAAAUGCUAUAUACCUCAUCAGAUAUUGUAAGAACGGGUUCAUAUCAUACAGUCCAGGGCAGAUCCUGACUGUGCCAGUAACAGUUGCGGACUGGUGUCCCAGCUGCAGACUAAAAAUAACUACCAGCUCACUGCACUCAUUUCAAAGGACAUGCAUCCAAGUGUGUGUCCUCCACAGUUAAUGGAGUCAAGGGAGAGGUUCACAAUUACAGUUUUGGGCAUUGCAAAUUGGGGAAGAAAACAAAAUGUAGAAAUCUUGAAAGUAUUUGAUUUGCUGCAGGUUCCAGGGCAUUCCAUGUACAGAUUCAAAUACAACAUUACAUUUUUUUGGCAGAUGCUUUUAUCCAAAGCAACUGAAUGCCAAAGGUCAUUGGAACAACUACAAAAACGCAGAUUCGAUAAGGUACAAUACUCAUUUUGUACAGUUAUUCAUAGCUAAGCCAAAGAACAACAUUGCCAGCCACACAGUCUGGUUUAGAAUCCAGAUCAUGUCCGUGCUGACAGGGCAACUUGAAAUUGGUGCUACCACCACCCAGGGAAGGGAGUGUUGCAUUAGUCUGAGGAUGACAGCAUCUCAUUGUGCACUAGCGACCUCCACUGGUAGGUCAGACACUUGUGGUCUGCCUGUUGAGAGGCUUGAAGUGUCUUCCUCUAAAUCAUGUCUGUGUGAGCCUGGCUUGUAUACUGCUGCAAUGAGAACUGAUGAUGAAUAUGGCAUUCCAAAUUUGAAUUAAGAGGAAGGAAGUAUAAAAUACAUAUUUUUAAGUUACUGACAAAGGCAGAGACUUAUCAUAAACAAACUGCCUUAUCUGCAAAGCAUUUUUCAAUUUUUAAUAAAUGCAAUAUGUACAGUAUAUAAGGCAUGCUACAGAGAUUAGAGGGUAUAUUUACUAUGGAAUGCCCCCUGCACAGAGGUGCAAUGCAACAUCAUUGCAGUGGGACUUGUUACAGAGCAACUACAGCAGACAUGCAUCAGAAUGCAAACUACACAUACAGUGUUAUUAAUCAUCAGGCCUAAAGCUUCUGCCACAAUGCUGUGAUUUUUCUCCCUACAUCCAACUUCCAAGUACAGUUCUGAUGUUACUGAACCACAGUGAAAAUACUCUUUGCUACUAAGAAUAGAACUGCUCUUUGGAAGACAGGACUGAAGAAUUCUCUGCAGCCUGUGCCACAGUCAGUACAAGAGGAGACACACUGGACCCUCCACCAAAGGGAAGCACUCGUUUUCUAUCAGCAACUCACCCUCCUGCCAUUCAGUAAAAACUGAGGCGUACAAAACCCACCUGGCUGGAUGAAGAGCGCCCUCUAGUGCCUACCCUGGGAUCAUUCAACCAGUAUUAACCAUGUCACUAGUAGGGUGCAAUAAUGUACAUCUUCAGUGAGGUAGGACUGAUUAGUGGUUUCUUUGCAUUUGCCUUCCAUAUCAUUAUAACUAUGCAAUAACUGUAAAUCUGAAAAGAUGUGACUCGUGAUGUUUCCCGUGUAGGACAAGCUCACUGUCCUAAUCAGGAAUCUUUGCUCAUAUGAGACAUAGUAAUAAAAACCGAUUGCUGUUGUUGGUUUAUUUAUUCAGAUGUUUUUAAUGUAGUGAACUGCGUAGUCUGUGUUGAAAUACUACACUUCCAAUGCUUCUAUCAUUCAAAGACAGACAAGACACAUUUUUCAAAGGACGAGCAUGUUGUAUAAUCAUUUAUUGAUUACAUUCAAAAUAGUAAAACAUACACACCUUUCACUACAGAUAUAUUGAUGACAUUCAAGUAACAAAACAUUUCAUAAUGUGUGUGGCUUCCUACAUACCAGGGACAUUUUGUGUAUCAAAUUUCCAAGGCACUUUUGCCUAAUGGAUUUAAAUGUGUGCAGAAUGGAACAAAUUGACUGUAAAUUUUUAAUGAAUGAUUGCUUCAUUCUCUUCUAUAAAUGUUUUUCUUCUAGCUGUUUACUGUGUAGAUAUUCCAACACAAGCACUGCUAGAAUGUGUUUUAAACAGAGGCAUACAGUAAGUCAAUUUCAUGGGUAUUAGUGACUAAUAUGCCAAUAUAUUUCCAUGGUGUUUUCUUGAAUAUAUCAUGUAAAAAUGUGGAAAUACUGUCUUUUUUGUGUUGUUCUGUUUUUUAAGUAAUUGACCAAAUCAAAAUAUUUGAAUAGCUUAAUGUAGCUUGUUGGCUGUUUAAAGGAAAAUAGUAUCAUUUUAAAAUAAAAUCUGGUCUUUUUCUGGUCUG